Messenger RNA from Rotaria socialis, 543 nucleotides. Lineage: Eukaryota; Metazoa; Rotifera; Eurotatoria; Philodinida; Philodinidae. The record is from the annotation of a GenBank genome assembly.
AUGCAUAUGCUUAACAAAUUGAUUAGCAUGCUCGUUAUUGGUAUCGCCUAUUGCCAACACCAAAAUUCGUACGUAGUUGUUCCGCCAAAUGGGGGUCAACCUGUUCAUGCAUUACCAUAUCCCAAUGGCAUUUACAGAAUUAUUGUUCGUGGAAGUCAAACGGCAAACAUAUUCACACUUAUUGAAGGGUUAAUAUAUAUUAACGAGGGAGCUCGAACUCAUUAUCACAUGAAAGAAGAUGAAACAUUUUAUGUGAUCAAUGGUACGCUUCAGUUCUAUGUUGCUGGGGAUCAAUUUUGUGCACCAGCUGGUACAACAGUUUAUAUUCCACGGAAUGUGACACAAUCGGUUCGAAAUGUCAAUUCAAAGCCAGUUUAUGUGCAGAUAUCGUUCACACCACCGGGCAGAGAAUAUUAUUUAGAGAAAGUCACUCCCAUUCAUGAUACACAGCCGAUUAAUUAUACGAGAGUAAAUGAACUUGCAGCAGAAUACGGAGUUGUCAACUUACCUGAAGUUGAUUGGAAAGAUCUUAAUUGCCUGUAA